AUGGCCGAAAUAUGUGAACUAGUAGUAUCACAAAAAGGAAAUCCAAAAUUAGUAGUCAAUGGUUACUUAAUAGUAAAGAAAAAAGUAAUUGGAAAUACCUAUUAUUGGUGUUGUGAAAAGAGAAAGUCAGAGUGUUGUAAAGGUCAAGCAAUUACUACUUUUUCAAAUAAUUUACACUAUCUUAAAAAAUUCAUUAAACAUAAAAACCAUGCUCCUGAAGCUAGUAGUAGUGACAUUGCAAAAGUUAUUGCUAAUAAUAUUGCCACUAUUCCACUAAAUCUUUCAUCUUAUAUGCCUACACAUGAAGCUCUUCGUAUGAGAAUUAAAUGGAUUAGAAGCGCUAAAACUCUACCACAACCUCAGACUCUUGAAGAAAUUAAUAUUCCAGCCUUAUUAUGCCUAACUUUAAAUAGAGAAUUAUUCUUAAUAAAAGACUUAGAAAUUAAUCAAAAUAAAAUUCUUCCACAAACUAUUAUUACUGACUUCGAACAAGCAACAAUUCAUGCAUCAUCUGAUACAUUUCCAGGUAUUGUAAAUAAAGGAUGCUUCUUUCAUCUUGGAAAAAAUUUAUGGAAAAAAAUACAAAAUGAAAAGUUAGUAGUCCAAUAUGGAACUAAUUAA
Dentiscutata erythropus is the source of this 621-nucleotide messenger RNA. The record is from the annotation of a GenBank genome assembly. NCBI's taxonomy places the organism in Eukaryota, Fungi, Glomeromycota, Glomeromycetes, Diversisporales, Gigasporaceae.